Molecule: messenger RNA, 615 nt
Organism: Anastrepha obliqua
Lineage: Eukaryota; Metazoa; Arthropoda; Insecta; Diptera; Tephritidae
Exons: 2
Coding region: 45-464 (139 amino acids)
Source: RefSeq, a predicted model, not a curated record
CUUUUCCUUUUACAUAGCUAUAAAUUGUAAACAACCACUGAGAAAUGUUGCUCUUAAAAUCCGUUCGAAAAGCGCCAACCCUGGUUAGUACAACAACAGCCAGAAUUAGUGGCCCAAGUCUAGUGGCAAGUCUUGAACAACACAGGAACUUGAUUCUUACAAACAAAGUAUUGUCCAAUGGAUUGACCGGUGCACCGACAGCCGUUCGUUUCUAUGCGGAUGAUGCCAAGCGGGAACAACAGAGCUCCAGAUCGACACCAAAUGCCCCAGCCCUCAGUUUGCCAGAUCGUACACAAGUAGAAAGAUUCCUUUUUCGUGUGCUUGCACUUAUUUGGGAUAUAAGCGUAUGGACUUAUUUUAAUACCAAAAAAGCUAUUGAUACCCACAUUGUAGCCAAUGAUUCCGUACAAUGGUAUUGGAGGCGAUUGCAUGAACGAAUGGAGCAGGCUAAGAAGGAGUGGUGAAUUGUGUGUCGAUUUCGAAGAGCCAGAAACAUUUACACAUUUACAUUUAUAAAUGUUGACAAGAAGACAUUGUCACUCAUUAUUUUUAUGUGAAGUUCACUUUCUUUUUAGUUAGCUAUUACAUAUUAUGUAUUUGAGUGGACGAUCUUAA